AUGUCUGCUAUUUAUACUCCUUGGAUAUCCGCUGCCGCUGAAACUUGGCUAUGCGCUACGUUUUGCCUAAUUGAUAAUCCUCAUCCUGUUUCUAGGUCAAAGGCUGUUCUACUGACUAGGGACCUAGAUAUCCCAAACCCCUUCACCAAACAGCACACCGGAAUGGAGCAAAUUCCAAUAGGGUUUGUUCGCCCUAGAAGCCGCUCAAGCAAUCGGCAAACAAACAGAUUCCCGUCGAACACACCAGAUUUCGUUCCUGGAGUGCCAUAUUUUAGGCCUUCAUCGUCUAUAUAUUCCCGACCCUUAGCAUAUAAUGAUGAACACUUCAGUGUCGGAAGGAAUGUGGAAACGGAUAGGGGUCAAAACGGCCUGUUUAUACCAUCAGCACAGAGCGGCGCCGACAGAAUCUCAGAGACAACGUCAUUUGGAGGCCUAAUGAGGAGAUUCGAUUCUACCGUGGUGCAAGAACGGGACGAUGGGCUUCGUGAAAGGGUCGAGCGAAACGUGGAAGCUGGACAAGUUGCGGAGCAACCAAUAGAGGAGAACGGUCCUGAUGAGGGCAAUGGCUUUUGUUACUGCGAGGAUUGCGAACGACGAUGGAGGAUUUUCAAUAUCGUGUUCAUCGUCGUUAGCAUCCUGGUGGCUAUCAUCUUGAUAAUCAUCGUUUGCAUGACUCUUGGUGUUUUCAACCACCGAGCAACCAAUUCUGGAGCUCCGGUAUCCACAAACUCGUCUCUUCCUAUUACCCCUACUAUGUCACAGAACAUAAAAACUGAAUACAGCUCCCCGUCAGGAAUAAUGUCCACCACAACGUCCUCUACCUCCAGUCCGUCACCGUCACCGUCAUUGUCGCCGUCCCCGUCGCCGUCGCCGACUCCUACGCCCCAGGUCACUUUCACCACGUCUACCACCUUCAUUAGGAGCACUUUUAGAACAACAAUAUGGGUCACUACCACGAAACCGUUACCGGACCCCAUCGAUCGGAAGUCGAGUGAGAUCCCCUCCCCCACGAGUGUGGCGCCGUCGUCAACGGAGGAUGAUAAAACAACAACCAUCUACUCGCCGGUAACCACGAUUUAUCUAACGGCGCUGGCAACAAAUCCGGGAUAG
Molecule: messenger RNA, 1110 nt
Organism: Uncinocarpus reesii 1704
Lineage: Eukaryota; Fungi; Ascomycota; Eurotiomycetes; Onygenales; Onygenaceae
Exons: 1
Coding region: 1-1110 (369 amino acids)
Source: RefSeq, a predicted model, not a curated record